AUGCCGCGACGGUUUGUUGCGGAGUACGUGACGAAGCACCUCUGUGGUGUUCGCGUGCUGGAGUCGUUGGUGGAAAACAACACCGUCACGGGUGUCAUUGGGACGCACAAUGGCUCCUUUCACUGCGAUGAGGCCAUGGCAUGUGGACUGCUGCGCUGCAGCCCAAAUUUUGCCCAGUCAAGUAUCCUCCGCUCACGCGACCCGAGUGCGUUGGAGCAGUGCAACAUUGUGGUGGACGUUGGCGGCGUCUACGAUGCCGCGACGCUGCGCUUUGACCACCACCAGCCCUCGUUUCACGGCACUAUGACAACCCCAAAGGCGACCUACCACACCCGGCUCUCGUCUGCGGGGCUCGUGUACAAGCACUUUGGGCGCGAGAUUAUUCAGAGCUACGUGGCGUCCGCCUUGGCCUCCCCGUACCGCGCAAAGCUGCUGGAGGCCACGAACUGGGCGGCGGACAGAAAACAGCUGUCGGAGCAGGAGCUCGACACCCUGUUCGACGUCAUUUACAAGAACUUCUUGGAGCACAUUGACGGCAUCGACAACGGCAUCGACGCCUACGGCCCUGCCGAGGUGAAAGGGGAGGAGGGCGCCGGCGCCGCCGCGUCGUCGUCGUGUGUGCGGCGGUACACGGUCUCGACGACGCUUUCAGACCGCAUCGGACGCCUCCUGCCGUGGUGGAAUGAGGAGGGGAACGGCCUGGUGGAGAGCGAGCGUGCCGCCUUUCUGCGGGCGGUUGAGUUGGCGGCGGUUGAGUUUUUUGAGGCGGUCCACUACCACGCCUUUGCGUGGCUGCCGGCGCGCAGGAUUGUCGAGGAGGCAUUUCUUGCCGCCGUGAAUGUGCACCCCAGCGGCCGCAUCGUCGUCUUCAAGGACCGCUUCUGCCCUUGGAAGGAUCACCUGCUGGAGUUGGAGGCGGAGCACGGCAAGGUGGGCCACAUCCUCUACGUGCUCUUCUCGGACAAGAAAAGCUGGCGCGUGCAGGCGGUGCCGACGGUGGCGUCCGGGUUUGAGUGCCGCAAGCCGCUGCCUUGGCGGGGCGUGCGGGAUGAGGAGCUGAGCCAGGCAAGCGGCAUUGACGGCGGCAUCUUUGUGCACGUCUCUGGCUUCAUUGGCGGGAACAAGACCUACGACGGCGCACUGCAGAUGGCAGUGAAGGCGCUGACCACCGUCAGCUGA
Trypanosoma conorhini is the source of this 1179-nucleotide messenger RNA. RefSeq names its product metal binding protein. The record is from RefSeq and is a predicted model, not a curated record. Gene Ontology annotation, cellular component: cytoplasm; nucleus. NCBI's taxonomy places the organism in Eukaryota, Euglenozoa, Kinetoplastea, Trypanosomatida, Trypanosomatidae. The transcript has a single exon. The coding region runs from base 1 to 1179 and encodes 392 amino acids.